UCCCCUCACCCGGAUCCUCAAAUGUCGCGUCCAAAUCCCUAAUUUCUUAUCCCAGGCGACAGAGAAGCAAUUUUUUUGUGCACCUUUUCCCUCUGCAUUCUACCUCGAUCGACGCCAUGUCGGGCCGCGGCAAGGGAGGAAAGGGCUUGGGCAAGGGCGGGGCGAAGCGCCACCGCAAGGUUCUCCGCGACAAUAUCCAGGGCAUCACCAAGCCGGCGAUCCGCCGCCUCGCCCGCCGCGGUGGCGUGAAGCGGAUCAGUGGCCUUAUCUACGAGGAGACCCGGGGAGUCCUCAAGAUCUUCCUCGAGAACGUCAUUCGCGACGCCGUCACCUACACCGAGCACGCCCGCCGGAAGACCGUCACCGCCAUGGACGUUGUCUACGCCCUCAAGCGUCAAGGCAGGACCCUCUAUGGCUUCGGCGGGUGAGCUCCUACUGGGACUGGGACGGGGUGGUGGGAUUGGAUGUGGUUGGGGUUUGUGGGAGUGUUAGGGUUUCAUGCGGGUUUAUCCGUGUUUUGGCUGUAAAUCCUCUUGCGUCUGUUAUGGGAUAGAAAAGAUGCAAACUUUUUAAGUUAUGGAAUGGAACUUUGAAGCUUUGCUUGAAGAAUUUUUUUUACUUA
Messenger RNA from Elaeis guineensis (African oil palm), 622 nucleotides. Its product is annotated as histone H4. Gene Ontology annotation, molecular function: protein heterodimerization activity; DNA binding; structural constituent of chromatin. The record is from RefSeq and is a predicted model, not a curated record. NCBI's taxonomy places the organism in Eukaryota, Viridiplantae, Streptophyta, Magnoliopsida, Arecales, Arecaceae. Gene Ontology annotation, cellular component: nucleosome.